AUGGCCGGCGCCCCCAGCCCGCUGCGCCUGGCGCUCCUGCUGCUCGGGGCCGUGGGCAGGGCUGGCCCCCGCCCCCAGGGCGCCACCGUGUCCCUCUCUGAGACGGUGCAGAAAUGGCGAGAGUACCGUCGCCAGUGCCAGCGCUUCUUGACGGAGGCUCCACCUCCGGCCACAGGCCUCUUCUGCAACCGGACCUUUGAUGACUAUGCUUGCUGGCCAGACGGGCCCCCAGGUUCCUUUGUGAAUGUCAGCUGCCCCUGGUACCUGCCUUGGGCCAGCAGUGUGCCGCAGGGCCACGUGUACCGGUUCUGCACAGCGGAGGGCCUCUGGCUGCACAAGGACAACUCCAGCCAGCCGUGGAGGGACCUGUCGGAGUGCGAGGAGUCCAAGCGAGGGGAGAAAGACUCCCCGGAGGAGCAGCUCCUGUCCCUUUACAUCAUCUACACGGUGGGCUAUGCGCUCUCCUUCUCCGCCCUAGUCAUCGCCUCCGCCAUCCUCCUCAGCUUCAGACACUUGCACUGCACCCGGAACUACAUCCACCUGAACCUGUUUGCAUCCUUCAUCCUGCGAGCGCUGUCCGUCUUCAUCAAGGACGCGGCCCUCAAGUGGAUGUACAGCACAGCCGCCCAGCAGCACCAGUGGGACGGGCUCCUCUCCUACCAGGACUCCCUGGGCUGCCGCCUGGUGUUCCUGCUCAUGCAGUACUGCGUGGCCGCCAACUACUACUGGCUGCUGGUGGAGGGCGUCUACCUGUACACUCUGCUGGCCUUCUCUGUCUUCUCGGAGCAGCGCAUCUUCAGGGUCUACCUGAGCGUAGGCUGGGGUGUUCCCCUGCUGUUUGUCAUCCCCUGGGGCAUCGUCAARUACCUCUAUGAAGACGAGGGCUGCUGGACCAGGAACUCCAACAUGAACUACUGGCUCAUUAUCCGACUGCCCAUUCUUUUUGCCAUUGGGGUCAACUUCUUCAUCUUUGUCCGGGUCAUCUGCAUCGUGGUAUCCAAACUGAAGGCCAAUCUCAUGUGCAAGACAGACAUCAAAUGCAGACUUGCCAAGUCCACACUGACACUCAUCCCCCUGCUGGGGACCCACGAGGUCAUCUUUGCCUUYGUGAUGGACGAACAUGCCCGGGGAACCCUGCGCUUCAUCAAGCUGUUCACAGAGCUGUCCUUCACCUCUUUCCAGUGGGUUKGCAUGAUGGCUUUUCUUCCCCUCCUUUUCCCGAGGAAGGUCCAGAUGGAGUUUCGGAAGAGCUGGGAGCGCUGGCGGCUGGAGCAUUUGCACAUCCAGAGGGACAGCAGCAUGAAGCCCCUCAAGUGUCCCACCAGCAGCCUGAGCAGUGGGGCCACGGUGGGCAGCAGUGUGUAUGCAGCCACCUGCCAGGCCUCCUGCAGCUGAGACCCCGCACCGCCCCUCCUGGGGUCCACGCUGCCCGCUGGAUCAUUACAGGUGGGAGAGACCCUCCCAGGGACAGGGGAAGGGACACAUGCACACAUACCUCCCUGCUUUCCCUCCCCAGACCCAUCAGMCGGGCAAAUGGGCAUUGCCUCCUGGGACCAUGGACACAUUUUCUCUGAGGAGAAGCAGCCCGCUAAUUUGAUCAGUGUGGCGGGAGGAGAGGAAAAACAAUUGCUGGCCAGUCGAGGAGGAUUUCUUCCUGUUAAAGCCACAAGGCCCUUGGGGUUCCCCCAGACAGAGCAGCAAAUCAACCCCAGACUCAAACUCCAGGUCAAUGGCUUAUUAGUGGGACGGGGGCU
Urocitellus parryii (Arctic ground squirrel) is the source of this 1754-nucleotide messenger RNA. Lineage: Eukaryota; Metazoa; Chordata; Mammalia; Rodentia; Sciuridae. The record is from RefSeq and is a predicted model, not a curated record.